AACAGAGCCAGUGAACCUACAAACAGUGCAAGUGUGCCAAGGAAAAGUGCCAGUGCACUUACAGACAAAGUAAGUGUGCCCAGUAACAGUGCCAGUGCACUUGCAGACAUAAUACGUGUGCCAAGGAACAGUGCCAGUGAACCUACGCAUAGUUCCAGUGUGCCCAGGAACAGUGCCAGUGCACUUACAGACAAAGUAAGUGUGUCUAGGAACAGUGCCAGUGCACCUGCAGACAGAAUAAGUGUGCCCAGGAACAGUGCCAGGCGUGCCCGAGGACAGUACCAUUGUUUCUUGGGAAGGUGCACACAGGAUCUGCACCAGUGGACCUACAGACAGUGCACCAGCAUCCCCUCUGUUACUUUACCUGUAGGUGAUGAAGGAUAUGUUUUUAAAAGUAUUUCUACCUCUGUGAAGUUACUAUAUACAAAUGCAUCACGUAUUUCCAUCAUUGCAACUCCCUUUGCUUUCAGUGCAAUAAUAAUACCAACCAGAGGAUUGCACUCUCACAAACACUGCAGAAGCCUACAGAGUCCCUGGGUUUACUGGUAAGACAAACACUGACCUCAGCACCAGAGAUGAACUUCUUGCAAGCCACAUAGAAACUGGAUUUAUUGGCAAGGCAGACAUUACUCACAGAACCAGUGUCAUAGAUGGACUCAGUAUAGAUCCCUUAGGUGCACCAAAGGUAAUUUACUCAUUGCUCCUCACUGCACCGCCUAGAUGGUGUCCCACCAGCCCUUACACUGCUGAGGUUUGAUACCAAAGACCAGUACCCACCAUGGGGGAUGGCUGGCUCACCCCGGAUUGCAAAAAUAAAACCAGCAGUGACACCCUCCCUACCAUGCCCAGCUCUAUACAGCCACUGCAUGAGAUGACCCAGCAGUGGACUGUUGGAAUGGCUAUGUUAAUGGCUGCUAUCAUUCUGCUCAUUUUGAUGGGAAAUGUAAUGGUCAUUGUAGCUAUCGCCAAGAACCAGAGACUACAAACCCUAACUAAUGUUUUCAUCACUUCGCUGUCUUGUGCAGAUCUAAUCAUGGGUUUGUGCGUGGUGCCCCCGGGCGCCACCUUGGUGGUCAGUGGCACUUGGCUGUAUGGGUCUUUCUUCUGCGAGCUGUGGACUUCAGUGGAUGUGCUGUGUGUGACUGCCAGCAUUGAGACUCUCUGUGUAAUUGCCAUAGACAGGUACAUAGCCAUCACUUCUCCCUUUCGUUACCAAAGUUUGCUCACCAAAGCCAGAGCCAAAUGGAUAGUGUGUACAGUGUGGGCUAUCUCAGCCCUGGUCUCCUUUCUACCCAUCAUGAUGCACUGGUGGAGGGACACUAACGACCCAGUGGCUAUAAAGUGCUAUGAGGACCCUGGCUGCUGUGAUUUCGUCACAAACAGAGCAUAUGCCAUCGCCUCAUCUAUCAUUUCCUUUUAUUUUCCCCUAGUUGUCAUGAUAUUUGUCUACAGUCGUGUUUUUAAGGAAGCCAGGAAGCAAAUGAAGAAGAUAGAUAGAUGUGAAGGAAGGUUCCACCACAAUAACCAUGUGCUAAGCAAUUCACGGUCCAGUAGGAGAAGACUAUCCAAACUCAUUGUUGCUAAAGAGCACAAAGCCUUAAAAACUUUGGGCAUCAUUAUGGGUACCUUCACUCUAUGCUGGUUGCCCUUUUUCUUAGCCAAUAUAGUGAAUGUAUUCUACCGAAACCUUAUCCCAGAUAAGCUAUUUCUCUUUUUAAACUGGUUGGGGUAUGCAAACUCAGCCUUUAACCCCAUCAUCUACUGCAGGAGCCCUGACUUCAGGAAGGCUUUCAAAAGACUGUUGUGCUGUCCCAGAAGUGCAGACAGAAGGCUUCAUGCCACUGGUGAGCUGUCAAGAUAUUCUGGAGGCUUUGUUAACUCUUUAGACACCAAUGCCUUGGGGACAUGGUCUGAAUGCAAUAGCACACAUGCAUCUCUAGAUCCUGCGUAGUAAAGUGCCGGGGCAAAUAUUUAUUUGGCAUUUAGUGACUCUGAUUAUAUGGAGUUACCAAGGGUACUUGAUUACAAACCGUGUAGGAGGAUGUUUUAUUGUUCCCAUCACCUAUUUUUGAUUUGGGUACAUUUAUAACGCAAACUAGUUUUGUUUUUAUUUUUUAAAUAGCACUUUAUAUGGUCAGAUAAGUUAUAGUGCUAAGUGCUUUACUUUUUAUAGCAUCCUGGCACUUUCUUCUGAGAACAUCCAGGACUUUGGAUGGUCACCCAGCAAGUCUGGAUUCGCACAAUACCCCUUAAUGAGCUUCUGAAACCUGACACCUGGUGUCUUUCAGAGCCCCUUUAGCCCCCUGAAUAUAAUAUUCUAUAACCAAACAAGUUAUAUGGGAAAUAAUGUUGCGUGUGGACCACUUAUCAGAUGCUGGAGGAGACAUGUCAAAGACUGAAGCCCUCCGUAAUUGUUUACUAGGAUUGAAUUAAACUGACUUUAAUACCUCAACCACAUGCAUAUUUCUGAGCUAAGCACUGAUUUUGCAGGGGCAUUCAUGACUUUAUUUAACAGCAGAUUUCUUUUCUUUAAAUGUUGUAGAAAGAAAAAAGUGUUUUGUGGGCAUUGCACUUAAUCGUAUUUCUUUAAUUUUGCAAACCUUGAGUUUUGUGUUUACCUAAAAUUUUAUAUAAACACACUGUUAAAUGAUAUAAUGCAGUAUUGUAUUUCUACUCUAUAGAAUUGCUAUGUGUCUUUAGCACAAGAAAAACCAUCCGGCACUGAGUUAAUCUGUUAAUUCACAAUGUAUUAACUGUACCAAUUACCACCUUUUCUAAAGUACCC
This is a messenger RNA of Bombina bombina (fire-bellied toad), 2785 nucleotides long. It is a transcript of the gene ADRB1, whose product is annotated as adrenoceptor beta 1. The transcript has a single exon. Gene Ontology annotation, biological process: norepinephrine-epinephrine-mediated vasodilation involved in regulation of systemic arterial blood pressure; adenylate cyclase-activating adrenergic receptor signaling pathway; positive regulation of heart rate by epinephrine-norepinephrine. Gene Ontology annotation, molecular function: beta1-adrenergic receptor activity. Gene Ontology annotation, cellular component: membrane. The record is from RefSeq and is a predicted model, not a curated record. The coding region runs from base 779 to 1951 and encodes 390 amino acids. NCBI's taxonomy places the organism in Eukaryota, Metazoa, Chordata, Amphibia, Anura, Bombinatoridae.